AUGGGCAUGUACUUCUUAUACGGUUUGCUUUUUGCAUACAUUGGGCUGCCUGGACUCUUACUUGGAGAUUUAGCUUUCCGAUGCCCAAGCUGCACAGCAGAGGAUAUGAUGGCAUGCAGCAAAGUCGAUCCACUAUGUGCAGAGAUUGUGAGGGAGCCAGGUUGCGGCUGCUGUCCGGUGUGUGCCCGGCAGGUGGGAGAUCUCUGUGGGGUUUAUCUGCCGAGGUGCUCCACCGGUCUGAGGUGCUACCCAAUUAUGGAUGCUGACUUCCCUUUACAGCAGCUCAUUCAGGGUUUGGGACGAUGUGGACAAAGAAUAGAUCUGGAUGUCUGGGAACGUUUGAACCCGCCGGGGUAUGAGGUGCAUGGGACUGAAAAUCCACUCACCGGGAGACCGCCUCUAAACCCAUGGAUUUGGCAGAAGACUGCCCUCGAACAACACCUUCAGGACCGUAGAACAAGGAUGAAGAUAAAUCAGAGAGUAUCUCAGAGUGCCUGUCAACAGGAGUUGGACAGGGUCUUAGAGGAGAUUGCUAAAAUGACUUCAGAGGAUAACAGAGGCCCACUGGAGAACCUGUAUGAGCUCAAGUUUCCAAACUGUGACAAACAUGGACUGUAUAACCUCAAGCAGUGCAACAUGUCCACCCACGGCCAGCGGGGAGAAUGCUGGUGUGUUGACCCCUUAACAGGAGUCCAGAUACCAGAGACACCUAAAGUCAGAGGGGAUCCCAACUGUAACCAGUUUCAGGAGGUGCACAGAGCGAUGCCCACUGCAGAAGCAUCUCACUAG
Messenger RNA from Pelmatolapia mariae (spotted tilapia), 789 nucleotides. Its product is annotated as insulin-like growth factor-binding protein 2-B. Lineage: Eukaryota; Metazoa; Chordata; Actinopteri; Cichliformes; Cichlidae. The record is from RefSeq and is a predicted model, not a curated record. Gene Ontology annotation, biological process: regulation of insulin-like growth factor receptor signaling pathway. Gene Ontology annotation, cellular component: extracellular region. The transcript is spliced from 4 exons. Bases 1 to 789 code for a protein of 262 amino acids. Gene Ontology annotation, molecular function: insulin-like growth factor I binding; insulin-like growth factor II binding.